AUUUACUAAUUUACCAACUCAUUGAAGUCAAUCACAUAUCGUGUGCUUCGAUCCGAUCAAAACAUAUCUUUCAACAGUCGUCUCUCUUCUGCUUUCGAUUUGGGUUAGCUUGUCAACACAUCAGAUAGGUUUGUAUCGAAAUAUUUCGCAAGGCAAAGAAGACGUCAGUAUAUACAUUGAACUCCAUGUGUGAAAUCUGCUUUGUGUCUCCUUUUUCUACAGGUGAAGUCAUGUCAAGUUUACUGAAGGAAAUAGAUCAUAUCGACACAGCAGCAGCUCGUGUGUUUGAAGGGGCAGGUUUACACACCGACUCGGACAUUCGGUCAGUGACUCGAGAAGAACUGCACGAGCUAUUUCCUGAAUCAAAGAAUAUCAAGCGGAGAAGGACUAUCUUUGACCUAAUACACAAACAGAAGCCAGUUGAACAGCUCCUAAGAGAAGUAAGAGAGUUCAUCCCAGAUGACAAUUUCAAGGCGGCUCUAACUGACAAUGGAGUCCUGGUUAAUUACCUCAGUAUCCUGAAGGACAUGAAGACCCAAAUGAAUAAUAUCCAGAGUUUCCUUGAUGCUCACAUCAAUGUUCUGGAAGAAUUUAGAUGGAAUCAGCCCAAUCAGGAAUCUGCUCUCUGUAUUUCAAUGAAACCCCACGAUGACGGCCAAAACUCAUACACAAGUACUUCAUCCACCAGUGGUCAAAUGGAGGUCUACAAUCCCCAUCAGGCACAAGACAGCAUUAUUGGCCAACCUGGAAGACAUCAACAAGGAGCACAAACAGCCCCAUUAAAGGAACCUAAAAGUUGUCCUCCCAGCCAUCUGACUACCCAAUCAAGCUUUUGUGGCAGGAGAUCUGACAUCGAUGUUGAAUUCGUUCACUUCGAAUCCUUCACCCAUUUGUCUCCACAUGACGCCACCGUGAUGUACCGUAUGGUUGUCAGCGGUCAAACCUUUGGUGCACAUCAACAGCUGAUGGACAAAUUCAAGAAUCAGGAUCAGUUUAUACUUACUGAAGACACAAACAACUACGAGAUCACUUUUGUCUUCUGCCCAAUCAGUUCACGCAUUCAGUCAGAUGUUGACGCAGCCAUGAGUAAUGUUAAAGAUGAUAAACCUGUCAUUCUGGUGUUGAUGCACCACACACGUGAGGCCAAGAUCAUGACAUAUAUGAAAACAUAUGACGCUAAAGUUCAGUUGCAUGUCAACGUUUUCUACCAUGAGACGAAACGUGGAUUAAUUCCGUGUUAUGAAAAUAGGGCUGCUGUGACCGAUAUACAAAGAGUACUAUGGGGCUUCAUUAAGAAGAGUUAAGAGGAAAUGAUGACGGUGUGAUGGACAUCUAGUUGUCCUGUGAGGUGGUGGUGGUAACAACAUCAGUCGUUCUGGUUUUCUUUAGCUUGGUUAUUAGAAUUAGCUCUGUUGAUGGUGGCAACGAUGGUAUUAUUUCCGUUCACACAAGUAAACAAUAUGUAAUGGAUCAUAAACAGCAAAAAUAAAACAGGCAACAUUUGAUUGAUUUAGACCAAUAACUGAUUUACAUGAAAAUGAGAUCAGCUACUGAUUGUGGUCUAAUGAUGUCAGUAUUAAUGGGUGUAAACAGCUAAACAAAAAGUUGUUUGCUUAUUUCCUGCUUAUGAAUUUCUAAAGCUCUUAUAACCCUAACUCAUUAGACUAAUAUUGUAAUAAAAUGCAUUUCCUAUAAUCAAAUGUAUAAUCCAGUGUUCUCCAGUUGCUAUUGUUGUUUCUGUAUAGACGUAUUAAGACUUGAAUGUACCGUGAGUUUAAAGAGUGCCACAAAGCUCAGUAACUGGCCAAAGGAUGACCUUUGAGAAUAAAGUAUAUCAGAAAUCACAUGGUUGAGAGAUUAUAUCUGCAUGUUUUACACCCUUUCACCAACAGGUGGUUUUGUGUGCACAUGAAGACUUGCUGGAAAGCUUCAACGCUUCAAGAAGCUUCCUCUCGCCAUCACUACUUAUUGUAAAGUUAUUUUGCGUGAUAUGUUAUGUAAGGUGUGAGGAUUAAUAUACCUAAUAUUUUCAAUAAACUGCAAUAAUGGGUGCAA
Cottoperca gobio is the source of this 2055-nucleotide messenger RNA. RefSeq lists its product as uncharacterized. The record is from RefSeq and is a predicted model, not a curated record. The transcript has 9 exons. The coding region runs from base 186 to 1304 and encodes 372 amino acids. Lineage: Eukaryota; Metazoa; Chordata; Actinopteri; Perciformes; Bovichtidae.